GAAAGCGAGAGAGAGCGUGAAGGGUGGGGGGAAGUGAGAAAGAAAGAGAAGGAGGGAGGGAGAAACAGAGCAGGGUCUGUUGACCACAGAGGCUGGUUGAUCUUUCCUCUGUCCUUCAUCCAUGGCCAAACGGUGCUGACUUCCUCCAUUCGCUCUUACCAAAGGGACAGAAAGACGGAAGGAGAAAGAAGAAAGCGGAAACGGUUUCACAGUGGCUUCCGGGAACGCAGGGGCAAGCUGCAGCCCUGGAGCUAUUACUGCUGGAUGGGCAAGUGCUGACAAAACAAGGCGAGGGAGGGACACUUGAGAGACACGGACGCCUGCAGAUCUAAGAUUCCUCCUUUUUUUACAGAGACCUUGCCUUGAUCGACGGUUGAAUCCCAUGCUCUUCUUCGAAACUGACGUAAGAGAGUACGUGGAAGCGAGAAGAUCCGAGUCUGGGUUUCCCAACAGGAAAGAAAGGGUGUGUGUGUGCAUGUGUGUUUGUAUGUGUGUGAGAGAGAGAGAUAGAGGGGACUUCCUUGAACUUUGAUCCUUCAUAGGGAGGGCUGAAAGAGAACUGUUUAUGAUUAGCAGGCUUUGUCUCUUUCCUUUCUUGGUAUUGCUUUGAAUGUGAACUGGUAGUAUUUCUGGACAUGUGUGCUUUAUUUUGUGAGAUUUUACUGAAGCCAAUGAUGAGCAAAAACUAAUUUUGGGGAUUUUGUUCUGUGUUUUUUUUUUUAAAUAGCGGGAAGAGAGUUUGCUAGAUCUGCGAACACACAACAAGAACUGGUUUGACUUGUUAGUGACCUGUGGGCAGGGCAACUGUCUCAUGCACAAGUAGCACGAGGUUGUUAAUGCUCCCUGGCUGAGAUGAGACAUUUCAGUUCUUCUUAAGCGGCGCUUUACUUUUGCCCCAGUUUCGGCGCGGGGCUCUACAUGUUUAUGUGUAAAUUAUAGUUUCCUGUAAAAGGGGCAGGCUGUACAUUACUCACUCUUUACUGAACUCUGAACCGCUUUUUAAAGCAAACGGUCUUGGAGAGCCCCGAAGGAUUACUUUUAAGUUACACCGAGUGACUUUUAAGAUCACCAGGACUACAGAAAACAGAAGCUGAUCAACUGUCUCUGCUUUUUGAAAAGGGCCCUCAGAUCAGACCGUGUCAACAUUUGGAGAGCAAGCGUCACUGUUUACUUUUUACCUACCACACUCAGGAAGCUUGAGGUAAAUGUCUGCAGUGUGAACUCUCACACACAGUCAGAGGCAAGCCUGAAUACUCACUGUUGGAAGAGGAUUUUGUGAAAAAAAGCCCUGGUGGUGCACACAGCGAUGGCCAUGGUGGGUGGGGGAUGGGGCAACCCUAAUGGGAGCACCAAUGGCCUAGGGGAGAAGGGCUACCUGCGGGGGGAGGAGGACGAGAGCUCUCCCCAGGCAGGGAACAGCGAUGCUGAAGGCGGAGAGGAUGACAAGGCCUGCGUGGUGGACUGUGUGGUGUGUGGCGACAAGUCCAGCGGGAAGCACUACGGCGUCUUCACCUGCGAGGGCUGUAAGAGCUUCUUCAAGAGGAGCAUCCGUCGCAACCUCAGCUACACAUGCAGAUCAAAUCGAGAAUGUCAGAUUGAUCAACAUCAUCGUAACCAGUGUCAAUACUGCCGUCUGAAGAAAUGCUUUCGUGUGGGCAUGAGAAAAGAAGUCCAGCGUGGACGCAUUCCACCAACACACUCAGGGAUCAGUCCAACCUCAAUGGUGUCGGGUGGUGGAGGUGGCCCAGGAGGACCAGGCAUGGCAGGGGAGUUUUUCAACGGUCAGCCAGCACCUGAGCUUAUUUCGCAGCUCCUGCGAGCUGAACCUUACCCUAGCAGCCGUUAUGGAGCUCAGUGUGGUCAACAGUUGCCUGGAGGUCACGGCUCCGUCAUGGGCAUCGACAGUAUUUGUGAGUUGGCUGCCAGACUCCUGUUCAGCACCAUCGAGUGGGCCCGGAACAUUCCCUUCUUCCCUGACUUACCUGUCUCGGAGCAGGUGGCCCUGCUGCGCCUCAGCUGGAGUGAACUGUUCAUCCUGAAUGCAGCUCAAUCAGCCCUGCCACUACACAUGGCCCCCCUGCUGGCUGCCGCAGGCUUUCACGCUUCACCCAUGUCUGCUGAGCGUGUGGUCUCCUUCAUGGACCAGGUCAGAGUAUUCCAGGACCAAGUGGAUAAGCUAACGCGACUACAGGUUGACUCUGCUGAAUAUAGUUGCCUCAAAGCCAUAGCUCUCUUCUCGCCAGAUGCAAGUGGACUGACAGACCCAGCCCAUGUGGAGAGUCUGCAGGAGAAGGCUCAGGUGGCUCUGACCGAAUAUGAACGCAUGCAGUAUCCCACUCAACCACAGCGCUUCGGUCGGCUCCUUCUCCGCCUGCCCUCACUGAGAGCUGUCCCUGCAAACCUCAUAUCUCAGCUCUUCUUCAUGAGACUGGUGGGCAAGACGCCCAUCGAGACACUCAUUCGAGACAUGCAGCUCUCUGGCAGCUCCAUCAGUUGGCCUUAUGUGCCUGGACAGUAGCUGGGUCAUGAAAACCCUGGGAGCAUACAACAGUCAGCCACUCAAACAUUUGACUUUUAUGUUCUGUGUGGGCUUAUAGGAUUGUGAUGUGUAAUUUCCUUUUAGUUGCCACCAGAAUAUUCCUGUUGUGUUAUCAAGAUUCAUGUAAUCUUAUUUCUCUUUAGUGUACAUGGAGAAGGAUGGCCAAUAUGCUGUCACAUGUCCUUGGGCAGAUGAAUAGCGUCACUUGAUUUUGGGAUACCUCAGGUUUUUUACGUAAAUAGCAGAACUUAUAGAGGUGACUCUAUUGUACAUAAGCACAGUGACAGAUAAUUGACAAGAAACUAUGAAUAGUAUAGGAAAAUACAAUACUCAUGCAAUUGUUUUCAGAGUUGAAUAUCUUAACGCUGUGAUUACAUGACUGAUCCAGGUCCAGCUUUAACCAGAAACGUUCCUGCCGUACCUAAGAAUAAUUACUGUUUCAAUUAUAACAAUUGAUUAUGUAGUUUAGACAAAUUAACCUACUCAUGAAGGUAUUGCCAUGGACUGCAGUGCUAUGUACGUGAGAAAUCAGUGGUGAAUAUGUAUUGUAAAAUGUGACAGUCACAUUGUUUAAAAAAGCUCUGUGUACUCUUACUUAAUUGGGUCCAAAUUUUUUUUUUUUCAUAUCUUCGGCGAUGAAAAAUAUUUUUGCAUACGAAUAAUUAAAAACCAUUCAUCCAAA
Tachysurus fulvidraco (yellow catfish) is the source of this 3221-nucleotide messenger RNA. RefSeq names its product nuclear receptor subfamily 2, group F, member 6b (gene nr2f6b). Gene Ontology annotation, biological process: cell differentiation; anatomical structure development; negative regulation of transcription by RNA polymerase II. Bases 1307 to 2518 code for a protein of 403 amino acids. The transcript has 4 exons. The record is from RefSeq and is a predicted model, not a curated record. Lineage: Eukaryota; Metazoa; Chordata; Actinopteri; Siluriformes; Bagridae. Gene Ontology annotation, molecular function: nuclear receptor activity; zinc ion binding; RNA polymerase II cis-regulatory region sequence-specific DNA binding.